GGAGGGAGGAGAGAGGAGGAAUCAGAUUAACAUCGCUAGAGAGGCUCGGUCGAAGGAGGGGAAAACGGGGAGGACUCUGGAUCUCAUUCGCGGACGAAAAACGGACAACAAAUCAGCGAGUGAAUCUCAAACAAAACUGAAAAUGCUUCAGCAAGAUCGGGCCAUGAACCCUGUCCUGGGAAGUCAAGCUCUGGUUGCACCACAGUUAACUCUGCACAUCCAUACUAAUAGUCAAAAGAGACGCGAGAAAGAUGGUAACUUUAACUUUCUGGGGCAGGAUGAUGACGACACUAUGACAGGAGAUGAAAAUCGCAACCAGGUGCGCCCAAGAGCUUUGGGCCGUGAUCUGCCUCUUUCUUCCAACCACUAUGGACCUGGACCCCUCUCCCCAUUGUCUCGUCUGCCAUGCUGGAGCCCUUUGGAGCCUCUUCCAGAGAUUGAAAGUGGAGACGAUAUGGGUGGCAGAGUGCCUCCAGAUGGUGCAGAGGAAGGCAAGGUUGAUGAAGAGAUGAGGAGAGUGACAGAUGUUGAAAAGGAGAAGACACUGGGAAAGAGUGAGAAAGUGGAGGACCUACUGGAUGAUGAUGAAGAGGUGGAUGGAGUGAUCGACUGGGCUGACAGUGAUGAAGAGUUUGAAUUCAGCUACAGGUCAGAAAGCUCUUCCCCACUCAGCACAGAGAGUGGUGACAUUGGGGCCGCAGGGUCCCACAAUUCCAUCUGGGAUCAAAUCUGUCGUGAACGUUCAACAGCUGACGAUGGGAAUAGGAAGGCGACUGCAGACACCCUGAAAAACCAAAACCAUGUGGAUAAGAAAGCAGAGCGGCGUCGAGAGAGCCUGGAGGGCACAGACGUAGUUGAAGACAACUUGUCCGACUCAGAUAUCGACCCCUGUUCUGAGCUACCGGACCUUAUGGAGGCUGUUUGGACACUACAGGACCGGGAACGGUUUAAAGCACAGGAGAUGGAGAAGCAUCAGGUCCAGCUGACCAUGUAUCGUCGCCUGGCCCUUAUCCGGUGGGUUCGCACCUUACAAAAUCGUGUCCAGGAGCAGCAAAACCGCCUCCAGUCAAGUUUCGAUGUCAUUCUUACACAUAGGAAAGAGCUUCUACGCAUGGGUGCUGCCACUGCUGCCCAAUAACAGAGAAAAUUUGAGAAAUUUCAUGAGACCAUCUGAUGACUAUUAUCAUGUGUAAAGUAAUAUUUGCAUCUUUGUGCAUCUCAUUCUUUUUCAUCAAAUUACCUCCUGGGUCUCUGAACUAUUUUGCCCUAAUGUUCCAUAAUGGCAAACUUUUCUCACUAUCAAAAAUGUGACCCUGGAGAAAAGAAACAGUCUUAAGUUGCUGGGGUAUAUUUGUGGCAAUAGCCAAAAAAACCAUUGUGUGGGUCAAAAUUUUUGUUUUCUUUUAUGCCAAAAAUCAUUAGGAUAUUAAGUAAAGAUCAUGUUCCAUUAAGAUAUUUUGUAAGUUUCUUACCGUAAACAUAUCAAAACUUAUUUUUUGAUUUGUAAUAUGUCCUGCUAACAACUUAUUUGGACCACUUUAAAGGCGUGGUAUUAAUAUUUACUUUACUUUUACUUUACUUUUUUUUUUUUUUUGCACCCUCAGAUUCCAGAUCUUCAAAUGGUUGUAUCUCAGCCAAAUAUUGCAAUAUCCUUACAAACCAUAUCAACGGAAAGAUUAUUUAUUCAGCUUUCACCAUAUGCAUAAAUCUCAAUUUUUCAAGAAAUGUACCCUUAUGAAUGGGUUUUGUGGUCAAGGGUCACAAAUGUGGUUAAAAGUCCUCCAAAAUAUCACCUUGAACUGUGUCCGAGAACUGUGUUGGUUAUUAAUGUUUCUGAACUCCUCCAACCUGAUAUGUUAAAAUAAUUAGAAAGUGUCAUAUAAAUGUUUCUGUGUGGUAAUAAAUUAUAUUUAACAAUAAAA
Carassius gibelio (silver crucian carp) is the source of this 1922-nucleotide messenger RNA. RefSeq names its product UPF0500 protein C1orf216 homolog. The record is from RefSeq and is a predicted model, not a curated record. The coding region runs from base 143 to 1138 and encodes 331 amino acids. Lineage: Eukaryota; Metazoa; Chordata; Actinopteri; Cypriniformes; Cyprinidae. The transcript has 2 exons.